AUACAACACAAAAAGUUCAGAGUAUAAAUUGAUAUAUUUUUCUAAUAAUAAAAAAAAAAGAAAAUUCACAGUUCAUCAAACAAGUGUGACUUGUGAGUACUGUAUACAGCAGAGGAAUAAAUUAAAGAGAAAGAUGAAGAACAAUAAAACUUAUGGUCAAUCGGCGCCCAUAGUGUAAAGAAAAAGAAAAAAAUAAUAAUAUUUGAAGCAUAAUAAUAAAAGUGUCCUUUUCUCAUUUUCCACGUUUUCAUUUUCAUAACAAAAACUCAGCUUUUCCCUUUUGUUCCUGUAGGGAAAAAAUCAUGAUGGUGGAAACCAGAUGUCGGGUAGUGAACCAUGUCGUUUUAUUAUAUAUAUAUAUAUAUAUUUUUUUUAAUUUUUUUUGGUGUACAUCAGUUUUAUUUUAUAUAUUAUAUAUAACGUCAUAUCCGAUUCCUUCACACUCUUAUCAUCUUCCCCGUUCCCUCUUUUUUUUCAUCUCUCAGUUUCUCUCUUUCUACAGUUCUAUCCUCUGCAUAAAAUAUGCUUCCCAAAUUGAGCAGUCCCUUCAGAAUGAAGAACAGAAAUGAUAAUUCCAGAAGUUAUUUGAAGGGUGUUGGAUUAGGAAUUCUAGUACAUCGAUCACCAGAACCAAAUCUAGUGGUUAAACAAUCCAGAAAAUUUUCUCCUUCACUUGUUUCAAGUUCUAAUAAUAACCCAUCUUUUCUGAAAACAUGUUCUCUAUGCCACAAGAAUCUGGACCCCCAAGAAGAUAUUUACAUGGGUGAUCAAGGUUACUGCAGCAUAAAGUGUAGGAAUCAGCAGAUUGAUAUUGAUGAGAAGAGAGAAUUAGAAGCUUCCACCAGAAAAAUGGUGGCUUCUUAUAGACAAUGUCUUAAAAAUGAACAAAGAACUGAAACUCGCUUCCUUUUAGAGGAUCUCCGGCAGCAACAUAACCGGCUUCCUCAUCCAAGAAUUCGACCAGUUGUUUCAUAGUCGUUUCUCCUCCUUUUCCUUUUCCUUUUUUCUUUCAAUCUACUGCAAAUGAUAACAAUGUAAUUAAAAUGUUUAAAGGAAAUAAAAAGAAAAUCAAAGGGAAGUUAGAUCUUAUUUGUUUCUAAUCCAUCCAUUACCAGAUCGAUGUUGUAUCAAGGGGGAAAAGAAGCUGUAAAUUUUGAAGCUCUAUGAGCUUUACUCUCUUUAAUUUUUGGUUAAGAGUAGUAUUAUCAAC
Messenger RNA from Benincasa hispida (wax gourd), 1210 nucleotides. NCBI's taxonomy places the organism in Eukaryota, Viridiplantae, Streptophyta, Magnoliopsida, Cucurbitales, Cucurbitaceae. The record is from RefSeq and is a predicted model, not a curated record.